AUGCCUUCCAAAAGAGGCCCAAAUUGGCUCCCCCCCGACGACGAACAACUCGCGAAAAGCUGGCUGAAGAUCUCAGAGGACGUUAUCCGAUCGACAGGCCAAAAAAAGGAGGAGUUUUGGAAGCGGGUUGCCGAUGAUUUCAACAAAUUCUCUACCAGUGUUGCUAGAGAAGGGACCCAUUGCAUGCAUCAUUGGGGACACGUCCAGAAGUGGACUUUAAAGUUUUCCGGCAUAUAUCGUAAACUGGAGAAGACACGUCCAUCUGGCUCUGUGAUGUCCGAUCUUCUUCCUGAUGCCAGAAAGGCUUUUUACGAGCAAGAAGGAAAGCAGUUCGCCUUUGAGCGAGCUUGGAUGGUGCUCAAGGACUCGCCAAAGUGGAACGAUGCUUCCGAAUCUCGUGGCAGUGGCGGGGCUCAACCUUCCGAGCUACCGGUCUCCACUCCAACCCCAUCUACCCCAACGAAUCAAGCAAACCCGGCAACGAUCCCUUCUCAAUCAAGCGCACUCCCUCAGAUGGGGUCCGAUGGAUCCUGGAAGCGACCACCGGGGGUUCAUUCUACCAAACGAGCGAUGAAAGAAGAUCACUACAAUGCAAAAAAGAUCAAGAUAUUGUCAAACCGUUCGACCGAUUACCGUGACCGCACACUAGCCAUGAAGAAAACAAACGACAUCCGAGAUCGAGCUGCUGAAGCUGAGUUAAGGUCGAGCAACAUGGAAAUCAUGUCUAAGAGAAUAGAAGACUUACCAGACGACAUCUCCCGAAAAUAUUUGGAGCUCCAGAAGGAGAUUAUCAUGCACGACAUCCGCGAUCAAGUUGAGGAAAGAAGAAAGUUGGCUGCUGAAAAAUCAAAAGGAAUCAAUCAGUCGGCUUCCUCUUCGAGUCAUCAGGAGCCUCAGAUCAAUCAAUCGGCUUCCUCUUCGAGUCAUCCGGAGUCUCGGGACUCGGAGAACGAAUCAUCAGAAACUGAAGAGAAUGAAGAAGUCGCUGAAGUCUAUGAAGAUGAAAUCGAUCCUACCCUUGAUGAUCUUGCCUAA
Molecule: messenger RNA, 1035 nt
Organism: Puccinia graminis f. sp. tritici CRL 75-36-700-3
Lineage: Eukaryota; Fungi; Basidiomycota; Pucciniomycetes; Pucciniales; Pucciniaceae
Exons: 2
Coding region: 1-1035 (344 amino acids)
Source: RefSeq, a predicted model, not a curated record